UCAUAAAAUCCAUUCGUGUUUGAACCAACCAGUUAUGGGCUCGGAGGCUUCACUAAGACUCCCGUUUAUCGAUUUCUCUAAUGUUGAUCCAAACACAAACGCUCUUGGUUGGGAUCUAACGAAAUCCCGAGUCCAUGAAGCUCUCGAAGAAUUCGGUUGCUUCGAAGCAUCAUUGGCUGACAUCUCACCGGAGCUCCAAACGUCCAUUUUCGAUUCGUUACAACUACUUUUCGAUCUCCCUUUGCAGACGAAACUCAAAAACCGGUCGUUGAAGCCUUUUCAUGGCUACGUCGGCCAGUACCCGAUGGUGCCGCUCUACGAGAGCAUGGGCAUUGACGAUGCGCCCGUUCUUGAAAAAGCCGAAAGCUUCACCAAAAUCUUGUGGCCCGAAGGCAACCCCAAAUUCUGCACGACCAUACAAGAGUUCUCGGAGAACCUAUCGAAACUGGAUCAAAUGGUGAGGAUGAUGGUGUUGGAGAGUCUGGGAUUGGAGAAAUACAUGGUCGAACACAUGGGUUCGACCAAUUAUCUGCUUCGGGUAAUGAAAUACAAAGGACCCGAAACAAACGAGCCCGAACUCGGACUCAACGCUCAUACCGACAAGAACACACUCACAAUUUUACAUCAAAAUCAAGUCGAUGGAUUGGAGGUACAAACCAAAUCUGGAGAUUGGAUCAAGGUUCAACCAUCACCCAACUCUUUCAUAGUCAUGAUUGGUGAUUCCUUUUAUGCAUGGACGAAUGGGCGACUGCAUUCGCCGUAUCAUCGGGUGAUGAUGAGCGGAGAGAAGGCAAGGUAUUCUCUCGGAUUGUUUUCGAUACCGAAGGCUGGGUACGUGAUCAAGGCUCCGGAGGAGGUUGUGGAUGAACAACACCCGUUACUUUUCAAACCGUUCGAUCAUGUCGACUUCCUUCAAUUUUACUACACCGAGGCCGGCCAACGAGCCCAAUCCGCUCUCAAGACUUAUUGCGGUACUUAAGAUACUAUUUCAGUAUGUGUUGGCCCUAGACCCCGUAUUUGUGUGAGAUGUUGAAUCUUUUUUGUCUGUAUUUACACCAGUCAUGUUUGCGUCAUCAUUUUCUUGUUGAUUUCAUUCAGUUUUGUGUUUGUUUUUGUAUUGUCGAGUUCCCGUCAUUAAUAAGAAGACAAGUUUGAACGUUUGC
Messenger RNA from Cynara cardunculus var. scolymus (artichoke), 1163 nucleotides. Its product is annotated as probable 2-oxoglutarate-dependent dioxygenase AOP1. The record is from RefSeq and is a predicted model, not a curated record. Gene Ontology annotation, molecular function: dioxygenase activity. The transcript has 3 exons. Lineage: Eukaryota; Viridiplantae; Streptophyta; Magnoliopsida; Asterales; Asteraceae. The coding region runs from base 35 to 979 and encodes 314 amino acids.